AUGAGAAUAAGUAUCUUGAACAGACUCACCGCCCUCAGAAGUCAUGCCGUUAGCUUGAUAUGUGCGAGAUCAAUAUCAUACGAUAGAUACUCGAAUCGAUAUGAGACUGCUAGUGAGAUAUUCCAAAUUCCCUUUACAAAAACAUUACGACAAACUCCCAUCGCAAUGAUGCAUCUUGUAGAUCGACAUGGCAUGGUGUUCAUGCAAGCGUAG
Molecule: messenger RNA, 213 nt
Organism: Bipolaris victoriae FI3
Lineage: Eukaryota; Fungi; Ascomycota; Dothideomycetes; Pleosporales; Pleosporaceae
Exons: 1
Coding region: 1-213 (70 amino acids)
Source: RefSeq, a predicted model, not a curated record